Coccinella septempunctata (seven-spotted ladybird) is the source of this 2222-nucleotide messenger RNA. RefSeq names its product beta-glucuronidase. The transcript is spliced from 3 exons. Gene Ontology annotation, biological process: glucuronoside catabolic process; carbohydrate metabolic process. Gene Ontology annotation, molecular function: carbohydrate binding; beta-glucuronidase activity. Bases 169 to 2133 code for a protein of 654 amino acids. NCBI's taxonomy places the organism in Eukaryota, Metazoa, Arthropoda, Insecta, Coleoptera, Coccinellidae. The record is from RefSeq and is a predicted model, not a curated record.
UAUAGAUAUAGGAUAUAGCUAGAGAUAUAGGAUCCAUAUCUUCUCUAUAUCUCCUUGAGUUAACUAUAUAAUCUUUUAGCUGUAUCUUCUUGACAAAAAUUAUGGAGGGUAGAUUACGAAGAGGAGGAGAGAGAGAGAUCUCUUUGCUACGAGAUUGAUUUUGUUUUGAUGAUAAGGAAUCUAUCUCUGGUCAUGAGUGCCAUUAGUUUUUACUUUUUUGCUCUACUCUUCGGAUUGUCUGUUUCUCAAGAACCUAGCAAAGGUGUAUUAUACCCAAAGACGACUGAAACAAGAGAGAAAGUGUCUCUAGAUGGAUUAUGGAAUUUCAUACCAGCCAAUAUGUCUCAGCCGUUAGAAGGAUAUUCAAAAUAUUGGUAUAAACACAGAUUUAUAGAUCUAAACACUACAGUACAAUUGAUGCCAAUACCUGCAAGUUAUAAUGAUAUAACAACAGAUUGGAGUAUAAGAGACCAUGUAGGAAUAGUUUGGUAUGAGCAGUUCUUUUAUGUACCUGUUUCGUGGUCCGAUUCAAAAAGAGUUUGGCUGAGAUUUGGAUCUGUUUCGUAUGCUGCUGAAGUGUGGAUUAACGGUAUCAAAGUACUAUCUCAUCAAAUUGGUCAUUUACCUUUUCAAGUAGAGAUUACUGAUUUCGUUAAUUUUGGCAAGGAAAAUAGGGUAACGGUUUCAUGUGAUAACACUUUAUUGGAGGACACGAUACCUCAAGGAAAACUGGAAACUUUGAGUAGUGGACGAGUAUCGCAGACUUACACAUUUGAUUUUUUCAACUAUGCUGGAAUUGAUAGAUCAGUAUUUUUAUAUUCAACACCAAUAAUAUACAUCGAUGAUAUAACUAUUGUGACUGAAAGCAUAGAGAAUGGAACAGCACUUAUUUCUUUCAAUGUUGCUUUUACAAACUGCUCCGAUGAAAAUGUGACCUGCCAUGUUCAGCUUUAUGAUAAAAUGGGAAACGUGGUUGCUACUAGCAUAUGCGAUGAAGGUGAUGGUAAAUUAAUAGUUGAAAAUCCAAAACUAUGGUGGCCUUAUCUUAUGCAUGAAGAACCUGGUUACCAAUAUACUUUCGAGGCAAAACUGGUAGACGACAAUGGUGAUUUGGUAGACGUCUACCGACUUCCAAUAGGAAUCCGUAAACUAUCAUGGACCAAUACCACUUUUACGAUCAAUAAUAAGCCAAUUUACCUUCAUGGUUUUGGCAAGCACGAAGAUUCGGACAUAAGAGGCAAAGGUUUGGAUCUUCCUCUCAUAAUGCGGGAUUAUAAUCUCAUCAAAUGGAUUGGAGCUAACGCAUAUAGAACAUCUCAUUACCCUUAUGCAGAAGAAAUAAUGGAUCUUGCAGAUUCACUGGGUAUAAUGGUUAUCGAUGAAUGUCCUGGGGUUAACGUUGAGGGUUUCAGUGAUGCAUUGUUGAAAAAUCAUAAGAAGUCGUUGACUGAAUUGAUCAGGAGGGAUAAAAAUAGACCGAGCGUUAUUUUAUGGUCUGCAGCAAAUGAGCCUAGAACGCAACAGGCUGCUGCUAAGGCUUAUUUCAAAGAACUCAUUGAUCAUAUAAGAGAAUUAGAUAAUUCAAGACCUGUAACAAUUGUUGAAGCCCAAGGAUGUAAAGUAACAGCAUCUUCAUCAUUCGUGGACAUAAUUAGUUUCAAUCGGUACAACGGUUGGUAUAAUAACGGUGGAAACAUCGAUGUCAUCACUGAGGCAGUGAUGGAGGAAGCGAAAUGUUGGCAUGAUCGUUUUCAAAAGCCCGUUAUUCUUCAGGAGUACGGUGGGGACACUUUGGAAGGCUUGCAUUUUCUACCAGACUACAUCUGGUCGGAAGAAUACCAGGUCGAUUUGAUGUCCAAACAUUUUCAAGCGUUUGAUUUGUUGAGGGAUCAGGGAUAUUUUAUCGGAGAGUUCAUAUGGAACUUUGCCGAUUUCAAAACUGCCCAAACGUAUACGAGAGUUGGCGGUAAUAAAAAAGGGAUAUUUACUAGAAAUAGGCAGCCCAAGGCUAGUGCGCAUGUGUUGAGGAAGAGGUACUGGGGUUUGGCUGAAAUUUUAUACAAUGCUACGUUGCCUUCAGAUCUCAAUACUUACAUAAUUUCGAAAACGGCGAAAAGGCAUGAAGAACUAUAGACAGCUAUGAUGCUAUUCUGUUAGAGCCUUAUGAAUUAUAAUAAGUUUUUUAUCUAUGUACAAAUAUUUUGGCAUUAAAAUCUUUUCAA